Lactuca virosa is the source of this 1301-nucleotide messenger RNA. NCBI's taxonomy places the organism in Eukaryota, Viridiplantae, Streptophyta, Magnoliopsida, Asterales, Asteraceae. The record is from the annotation of a GenBank genome assembly.
AUGCCUGAUCGCCGAAAUUCUGUAAUCAAUCGGAUACAAAAACUGUUUGGAGAUAUGGACGAGUUUCAUGAGAACGAAUCAGCAAUGCAGAUGCCAGACAAGAAUCCAACAUACCAUCGGCACACACAUUACAUACAAGAGCAAGAACAUGAAGUGAUACAUGAUUUAAGUAAUGGGAACAUGAUUCAGAAUGAGGAUCAGGAUGAUAUUGGGUCUGAUCCAGGAAACCUGUCAUCAGAUAACCAUAAUGCAAUGAUGGCACGUGGCAGCAUUGAGGAUACAAACCAGCUUACACUCUCUUUCCAGGGUCAGGUUUAUGUGUUUGAUUCAGUCUCUCCUGAGAAGGUUCAAGCUGUUCUUUUACUACUGGGUGGGCGUGAAACAUCCUCAAGCAUGCCUUACAUGUCAUUAACCCAUUAUCAGCAGAGUAACAGGGAUCUGGGCAGUAUUCCACAACGGUUAAAUGUGCCUCAGAGACUGGCGUCACUGAUGAGAUUCCGUGAAAAGAGGAAAGAACGGAAUUUUGAGAAGAAAAUUCGUUACACUGUUCGCAAGGAAGUGGCACUCAGGAUGCAAAGGAAUAAAGGGCAAUUUACUUCUUCAAAGGGUGUUCAUGAAGAAUCUGCAGCUACAAGUUGGGAUUCAAACCAAGGUGGUUGGCACUCGGAUGGUAGUGGUUCCCAGCAUCAAGAAACCGCGUGUAGGCAUUGUGGGAUCAAUGAGAAAUCUACUCCAUUGAUGCGCAGAGGACCUGAUGGACCUAGGACACUCUGUAAUGCAUGUGGUUUGAUGUGGGCAAAUAAGGGAACUUUAAGGGAUUUGUCAAAGGCAGUUGCAGCAACUCCUGUGGGAAAGAGUCCCUCUUUGAACCAACGACAUGAGGAUGAGAAUGGAAACAUGGAUUCUGAACAAAUGGUGGUUACAGGAAACAGUCAUGAUUCAUAAUCAUAAAUCAAAAGUCUGUUGCUAAUGUGCGCAAGAUUUGGUGGUUACUUACUUGUGAGUUGUGAGUUAUGAGGAGAGUGAGUCUGUUGCUAAUAUGCGCAACUGCAAAGCAAGGUUACGUGAGUGAGAUUGAAAAGUAGGGAAAGACGAAUUUGCCAUGGGCAUGAGAGAGAAUGUGAAUUUGAGGUGAAAGAAAGGGGGAGGGCCCAUUGAGAUCUGAGAUUUAGAUCGCUUUGAAGAAACGGAAUCACCGAUUGUAGGCAAGGAAUUAACUUAAAUUCACAUCAUAUCUGUAAGACUGUAACUACAGAUCUAAUUCAUUUUUUUAUUAUUAUUAUUUAAGUCGGCAGCCGCCA